AUGUCUCGUGGAGGACGAGGUGGUGGAUUUGGUCGUGGAGGUGGUGGAGGAGGAGCCCAAAGUGGUGCGAUGCAAUUAGUGUCCUUUGACCUUUUAAAAGAUCUUGGAUCAGGUAAUCUUUUUAAUGUGAAUACUGCUUUGUUUCCUGAAAUGGAUGUACCUAUUCCUCGUAAACCAACAUCAAAUGAAGUUCAAGAAUGGAAAUUAAAAAAAGAAUAUUUAGCAAUGGUAAAGGAAUCACCGUUUCAUUUAACACCAGCACCACCACCACCAGAUAUAGAAAGAUAUUCAGAUAAAUAUAAAGUACAAGUAGAGAAACGUAGUCUAAGAGAUAUUGAAACAAAUCUGGACUUCUUUCCCGAAGAACUUCAAACAAUUUUAGAUCCUAGACAACAAAAAGCUCGUACAGCAAUUGACGAAUAUGGUCAAAUACAAGCAUUAUUGGAUGCUGAAGUCAAGGAUGAUGAAGAAGACAAUGAUGAAAAUAAAGAAAAGGAAGAGGAAGAGGGAGAAAAUGAGGAGGAAUAUGAAGAUGAAGAAGAAUUAUUUGAUGAAAAUGAUUAUGUUGAAACUUACUUUGAUAACGGUGAAGGAGAUGAUGAUGAUGAUGGUGAUGGAGAAGACGCUUAUUCUUAA
This is a messenger RNA of Cokeromyces recurvatus, 636 nucleotides long. Its product is annotated as DNA-directed RNA polymerase III, subunit Rpc31. Bases 1 to 636 code for a protein of 211 amino acids. The record is from RefSeq and is a predicted model, not a curated record. Lineage: Eukaryota; Fungi; Mucoromycota; Mucoromycetes; Mucorales; Mucoraceae. Gene Ontology annotation, cellular component: RNA polymerase III complex. The transcript is spliced from 4 exons. Gene Ontology annotation, biological process: transcription by RNA polymerase III.